Messenger RNA from Morus notabilis, 1184 nucleotides. RefSeq lists its product as uncharacterized. NCBI's taxonomy places the organism in Eukaryota, Viridiplantae, Streptophyta, Magnoliopsida, Rosales, Moraceae. The record is from RefSeq and is a predicted model, not a curated record. The transcript has 2 exons. The coding region runs from base 206 to 802 and encodes 198 amino acids.
CACUAUGAGUUUUUAUUUUUUAUUUUUUAUUUUUGAAGGAAAUUUCUGGCGGCUCCAAACGGAAAGAAAUGAAUCAUUUCUCAUUUACCUUGCGAGAAACGAAACCGCGAAGAAGAAAAUAAAUAAAUAAACCACAAAAAUCAACGUUUCUCACAGAGACAAAAGCACAAACACUUUCUGAGCAUAGUAGAGAAAAGGAGAGAAAAUGGUGCUAUGGGAGAUUACAUUAGGGACGGCGUAUUUUCUGGGUCUGAAGCGCACAUACAGAUUGGCUCUGAGAAUUCAGCGACGCCUCAUAAGCCCCAAACAUCCUAGGAUCCGUCAAUUUCUUCAUAGACGAACUCGUGUUGUGUUUGAUGUGGCACUCAAGGUUCACUACAAAGUACAGCAAAGGGAUAUAGAAGUCGGUCGAAAUCUUGGAAACUGGAUUUUACGAUGGCUUGAUCAAAUGAAGCCAUCGGCUCAGAUCCGGGGUCCUCCACCAUGUUCUAAUGGUGCUAGCUCGAACAUGAGCAUGACAAAGCAGGUAUCGAGCUCCACCCAACUGAAAAGUCCGGGGAACCCCCAAACAUCAAGAGAACAGGAAUCUGAUAGGCAUCUAUUUACGUCUUACAAAAAUGUUUGGCCUAAACCAUUCUCCGGCAUCUCUGUGAUGCGAAUGCCAAAGCCUAUUGGUACUUCUUUGACACAGUAUAGGCACUUGUGUGUCAAUGGGGUUGGAGCAUUAGGAUCAGAUUACACCAAAAGUAGGUUUGAGGGAGUUAUUCGGAAAGAUAUAAUGCAGUGGAUGCAACAAAGCUGACUGGGAAAGAUGUUGUCGUUGUUGUUGUUUUGUUGCUUUUUUUUUUGUGGGGAUUUUAUAUCUUUAUGGAAUAAGAGAGGUGAGAUCAAACCAUUUUGAGGUUUUGGGAUGUUCCUUUGAUGCAAUACAGUGGAGCUGAGUGCUCAGACUCUUAAAGACGACUAGCUGGUUCUUUGUUUUCACACGGAUUGUUAUCUUACUCUAUGUGGUUUCUUGUUUCUGGAGAAGUUUCUGAUUUUGGUGGAAAAAGGGAGGUAUUUCUGGUUAAAUGUGUACUUAUGUUUUUAUUUUGUUUUUCUACUUCUUAUUUAUUUUUCUAAAAGGGGGAAAACAUGUUGAAAAUGAUAGUUAUGUAAUCUUGUUCACUCUAAUUGUUGGAUAA